UCUGGGGGGAGGGGGGAAGGUUCCCUGCGCUCGUCCCCCUCCGCCCAUAGUCAAGUUCGAUGCGUGUCCCCAGACCGCAGCGCCGCUGAGCAGCCCCGCUUCCCGCGCCCCGGCGUUGGCGGAGGAAGCCUCUUUCGGAAGGAGGGCGAUGGAGAUCAACUGUUUAACACUGCAAGACCUAAUCAGCCCCAGGCAGCCCAGGCUAGAAUUUGUGAUUGAAGAUGGGGAAAAUGCACAAAAGGAAAAUAUAUUUGUUGAUCGAUCAAGGAUGACUCCAAAGACACCAAUGAAAAAUGAGCCAAUUGAUUUAUCGAAGCAAAAAACCUACACACCUGAAAGAAAUCCAAUUACACCAGUUAAGCUUGCCGACAGACCUCAGUCAGAACCCUGGACCCCUACAGCUAAUCUGAAGAUGCUCAUUAGUGCUGCUAGUCCUGACAUGAGAGACAGAGAAAAGAAGAAGGAGCUGUUCAGACCAAUUGAAAACAAGAAUGAUGCAUUCUCAGACUCACUGCAGCUUGAUGCUGUUGGAGAUGGCCCUGUAGAUGAAUUUGAAAAGCAGCGGCCAAGUAGGAAGCAGAAGAGCUUAGGACUCCUGUGCCAAAAGUUUCUGGCUCGCUAUCCAAGUUACCCCUUGUCCACUGAGAAAACAACAAUAUCCCUGGAUGAAGUAGCAGCCAGUCUGGGGGUGGAACGGAGGCGUAUCUAUGACAUUGUGAAUGUUUUGGAGUCCCUGCAUAUGGUUAGUCGAGUAGCCAAAAAUCAGUAUGGCUGGCAUGGACGGCAUGGCCUCCAGAAAACCUUGAAGAACCUCCAGAGACUAGGAGAGGAACAGAAAUAUGAAGAACAGAUGGCUUAUUUUCACCAAAAGGAACUUGACCUCAUGGAGUAUAAAUUUGGAGAGCGUAAAAAGGAGGGUUUCCUAGAGCAAGACCAACAGUUAUUGGAUUUCUCUGAGUCAGAUUGUAUCUCUGCAUCUGCAAACAGCAGGAAAGACAAAUCUUUGCGAAUUAUGAGCCAGAAGUUUGUCAUGCUGUUCCUUGUCUCCAAGACUAAGAUAGUCACCUUAGAUGUCGCUGCCAAGAUACUGAUAGAAGAAAGCCAGGAUGUGGCUGACCAUAGCAAGUUUAAAACAAAGGUACGGAGGCUGUAUGAUAUUGCCAAUGUUCUGACAAGCCUGGUGCUAAUUAAGAAAGUCCAUGUGACAGAAGAGCGAGGUCGCAAGCCAGCAUUCAAGUGGAUUGGUCCUGUAGAUUUCAGCACAGAAAAUGGUGAACAACUAGUAGAUGUUUCAACAUCUGCUCUACCAGAAUUGAAAACAGAACCACUCUCCCCUUUUCAGCCCUGUGAGAAGCAGAGACUUGCCCAUCAUAGCUCUUUCAAUGUGAUUCCCUCUUCAGAUGGGAUCAAAAGGAAAGUGAGCUCAGAACCUAACAGCCUUCACCGAGGAGAACAAGGUUCAGAUGAAUAUUGCCCAAAAAUAGUCAGCCUGACAGCUACUUGCAGGGAGAAGAUAGAUGAAGAUUCACAGAAUCAGGGAUGUAUCAGUAAAAAGAUGAUACACUCAUCAGAGAAGCUUGACCCUGUUCCACCUUUCCCAGUUCAUCCUCAGGACUCAGAGUAUUGCUUUCACCCAUUAUCCCACCAAGUAUUUUCUGUUACCCCAGCAGACCUGACAUCAAUUCAUCUGCAGAAUGGUCUUGAUGGACACAUGACAUUCACACCCACUCCCACAACCUCCAAAACAGAGAGCUUGAAGCCCACUGUGCUUCCCAAUCAACCUUUGAUCUAUGUUCCCUCUGCUUCUUUCUUUAUGCUAUAUGGAAACUUCCAGGAAGGCCACUCCAAACCUGAAAAGGGCCAUGAAAUGCUUGAAGUGGCACAAGCCGCCUCCUGCUCCACAGAACUGUCAGCUCUGCCCCUUGCAAGCUCUUAUAAGCGCAGGCCUCAGGCAACUCACGAGCCAGUUGCCAAGAGACAGAGCUUGGAGAUUGAGGAUGGCCCACUCUCCUUGGUCUUGCCCAAGAAAUUUACAGACCCCAGUGAUGUUGCCUCUCCCAGGAAUAUUGGCAAUAUAGAUACCAUGCCCUUUGAAGCUUUUCAGAGAUUCUCAGAAAUGCCCCUUGCUGAGGAUUCAGCAAGAAAAACUACAAUCCAGUGCCUAGUUACCCCUGAGAAGAGGAAACCUUUGAGAAAUGCAGAUAUUGAAAAACCCUCAAAAGAAAGAGAAAAUCUCUCUGAAGAAAACACCAAGCCACAGUAUCUUUAUGUGCAGUCUGCACCUGGAUUAAAUGGUUUUAAUUUCCUGCUGCCUGACCACCAGGCUGCCAAUGCUGCUGGACCAUCUCCAAGUCAGUUGACUUCUCUCCAUGUUCCAUGCAUGAUUGUGCCAUCUACAGCACUGGCCACAAUGCCUUUUUUUUAUUCUCCGGCAAUCAACAGUCCAGUGCCUUCUCCUGGCCCAGUGAAUUUUGGCUUGCCCGGUCUCAGAUCAUCAACUCAGCUUCUCAUUGACACCAACAUUCUUAGUCCAAAGACAUCAAAAGCCCUUUCCACGGACCCACAACACCCAGGCCAGUCUCCAGUUCACCUCAGCUCUGGGGUGUCCAGGUCCCGUAAUACAAUCACACCAGAUUCCCCUGUUUGCAUGGGUCACCCAGUAACAAUUAUGAAAUUACCUCAGUCACCAGGCCCAGUGACACCCAAGAGCAUCCGGUCACCAUAUUGUGAGACCUUCUUCAAAACUCCUGGCAGCCUUGAAGAACCUAUGACUUGGAGAAAAAUUGAAGGGAGUCAAAGAAAUUUAAGCUCUGCACAGAGGAGACUGCAGAUAUCCAGUGCCAGCACUGAUUAACUAUAGCUUGGCCAAGUGGAAUAGGGAAAUCCACCAGGGAUUUUAACACUUGUUACAAGGGGCAUGCUAGUCCCUAAUAGGCUGUUUAUACUACAAAGCUAAAGAGUCUCAUUUCCCAUUCUCUUCCACUAGUCCUGCUAACUCUCUUUCCUUUCAAGUCAUUCACAUUCCUGAAAGUAACUCUAUUAGUUGCUCAUUUGAGAGCCAACAUUAUGCAACAAUGAAAGCAUUGACUCAUAGUUGUGGUUUCAACAUCAUCUUGCUCUCAAGUUGAUUGAAGAAACUAUCAGAGUUUUUGUGGUUUGGGAACAGGCGAGCUCUCUAGCACUUAAAUAGGGUAAUCAUUCCUUACUUUACAUAGACUCGACUUACCUGAGUAAAUCUGUGGUAAAACCAAUUACUUUUCUUCAAUUAAAAAUGCAAUUGCUCUCUGAAUCUCUGUCAGCAAAGACAGCAUCAUCUACACAUUUUAUUUUCUUAUUUAUUUUGUUCCUGAAAUGGAACUUAGUGGGAAGAAGAAAAAAAGUUUACAACUACAGAAAAACAGAUUUUUCUCAGGGCAUGACUACUUGAAUGUUAAUAUUAGUUCCUCUGUAAUUUGCCUUGUACUUAAAAAUCUUAAUCACCUAUACAUGAAUGUACACAUAUGGGGGAAAAAUGUUAAGACCAGAAUUAACUGUGAAGAACAACAUAUUAUGGUAUAUGUAGUAUAAGUGAAUUGUACUAACAUUAUUUAUGCAGAUAAGAAAUGAUAUGAAUGAUAGAAGGGCAAUAGUUAGUGCCCAUGUAUCAAAGUGGAAAAUUGGGUUUUGGUGCUAUUUUUUUAAAUCCCAUACAUCCAGUUUCCUUCCCUCCUGCCAAUCCUAUCCCACCCACAUCCAUAACCACCACCAUAUUCUUUUUUCACAAUGUGAAAUUUAGGGAAAUUAUUGGAGAAAUUCUUUCUAGCACUUUCUUUUGGGUCAAAUGAAAAAAGACAAGAGAUUGUCCUUCUAGAGUAGGUCUUAGGGGAGGAAACUUGGGAUAUUUUGCCAGGUAUCUGAAUUAGGAAAUUCAGGAAAAAAUCUUAAGUCAUCUAAGAUGGAUAAAUUUGUAUAGGAAAAACCAGCACUUUUUUUUGACUCAUUUUUUCAUUCUUGUAAGGGAUAAAGAAAAAAUAGAUACAUUGUAAAUUAAGCAUCUAAGUGUACUCAAAGAAGUAUUUUGAUACUCUGAAGAAAUGAAUGGUUAGUUUACAGGUAUUAAAUAGAUUGUGAAAACAGUAGCCAGAGUGCCUUUCUACUGUAUCCCUGGGAUCAAUUUCAUGCCUUUGGAUUGAAACAAGUACAAAGAUACCCAAAAUGGUGCUGCUUACUCCUAAAUGUGCUGGUAUUUAUCUCAUUUCCUCUUUAGAAUAGGUUUAUCCUUUUUUCCUCUGUUGUUUUACAUUUAGAGUUCUCUAAUCUAGUCCCAAUAAAAUGUCAUAAAAAAAAAAAUAGUAACUUAUGUGACUCUGGGAGUCUGAUUAGCUUUUUAUUAACCAAUCCAAUUCAAUAAACAUUUAUUAAGCUCCUGCCCUGUGCCAGGCACUAUGCUUAGGUGCUGGAGAUAUAGUGAAAAAAAUCAAAUAGUCUUUCUCCUCAAAAACUUAUAUUCUGUUGAAUGAAACAGAAAAGUAACAAUCUUAAAAAGCCUUUGAGGUAGGUGACUAAAAAUGCCAGUUUUUUUUUUUAAUUUAAAGUUUUAUAGACACUACACUUAAAAGUUUACAUGAUUUUUUAAAUUCCUUCUGAAUAUUUCUUAAAAGUUAAAUAAAUUGAAAGCAACGAUUUUGUUGCUUUUUGAAAAAAGAAAUGAAUUAUUAGAGGCCAAUAGUUAGUGCUCAAGUGAUUGAGAGAACAAUGUGGCUUAGUGGCCACAGGGCCAACUUUGGAUCCAGGGUGUGUGACACCUGGGCAAGUCACUUCAUUUUUCCAUGCUCUAGACAACACUAAAAUGACAAGGUAUAGAGGUGUCAACUCACUUUGGGAAUUUUCUCCUCUGGGAGCUCCCUCUCACUGAAAUCACAGGUUCAAUCCCCAUCCUAUCAAUGAUUGAGCAGAGAGAUGAACCUGAGCUAAUAGAGAUAAUGAUUGGAAGAUAAUGUGAUAUACAGGUUAUAAAUCUGUACAGAAUACAAGUUUGUUUUUAUUAUAGGCCAAAUAUAAAAUUUUCUCCCUUACAUUUUCACUGAAAUGGCCUAUUAGAUGCCUUAGAUUAAAACUUUCCUUCUCUCUAUUCUCCCCAAUCUUCUCACUCUACUUAAAAAUUCACCACUUUAUGUCUCUUCCUUAUUCUUUCCCUAACUCACAUUUUAUUCUUUCCUGCAUGGUAUGCCUCUAAUCACAAGGUAUACAACAUUGAAGAAGGAUGCCUGGACUUUGGGGGAUCCUAAGAAUCUUCUAUAUUGCAAGCCUGUCACUUCUGCAGGACUGGUGAUGGGAUAGCUAUAUUUGGAAAACUAAGACUAGAACGUGUUCCUAAAGUGUCCAACAUCCCCUUCUAAAUGUGUGGCCUUGAUAAAAGAGACCAUGAAGGUGGUUAUUUUGUGGGGACAAUACUUUUUGGUACUUGAGUUGUUGGACUAUUUGGGGGAGAUUUUUCUUAGUAGUGAAAAAGCAAUGGCAAUCUAGACUCAUAAGUGUAUAAUGUAAAAGGGGAAAAAAUGGCAGCAAUGCUGCUAGGACAAUGCAGUCUUUGUAUUUGCACUGAGGAAGGUGCACAGAUGGUCCAGGGUUUGUGAAACCCUUCCAUUCUGGUACAAAUGUUGGGGAUAUAACUUAAAUACUUGAAUCUAGCGACCAAGUUUACAUUUCUCAACUUCUUUUUUUAAAAGGUGCUAUUUCUAUAUUUAAAAGAGCUGUAUUUUUUUCCUCCAUGUAAAGCUGCUUGCUGUUUAUAUUAUUGCACUACUAGUUUUUUUGUAGUUAUUAAUAUUAUUGCUGCUUCUAGCUUUCUUCAUAUAAUUUCUCCCUUUCCUUCUCUUUUGUUAUGUUCUCUAUAACUUUGCAUAUAAUUUUAUUUACAACAAGCACACUGAUUUUUAAAAAAUUCUUCUAGAAAAACAUUCAACUUUGUGAAAUAGUAAUUAAAAAGUUUGAAAUAAA
Molecule: messenger RNA, 5979 nt
Organism: Antechinus flavipes (yellow-footed antechinus)
Lineage: Eukaryota; Metazoa; Chordata; Mammalia; Dasyuromorphia; Dasyuridae
Gene: E2F7
Product: E2F transcription factor 7
Exons: 13
Coding region: 149-2854 (901 amino acids)
Biological process (GO): regulation of transcription by RNA polymerase II
Cellular component (GO): RNA polymerase II transcription regulator complex
Molecular function (GO): RNA polymerase II cis-regulatory region sequence-specific DNA binding; DNA-binding transcription factor activity, RNA polymerase II-specific
Source: RefSeq, a predicted model, not a curated record